Molecule: messenger RNA, 2888 nt
Organism: Anguilla rostrata (American eel)
Lineage: Eukaryota; Metazoa; Chordata; Actinopteri; Anguilliformes; Anguillidae
Gene: synj2bp
Product: synaptojanin 2 binding protein
Exons: 4
Coding region: 488-928 (146 amino acids)
Biological process (GO): cell-cell adhesion; chemical synaptic transmission; receptor localization to synapse
Cellular component (GO): postsynaptic density membrane; basolateral plasma membrane; neuron projection
Molecular function (GO): protein binding
Source: RefSeq, a predicted model, not a curated record
CAGAAGUUACAGUUUUGCCGGCCAUAAUUCCAUUAUAAUAGCUGAGACUGUGGCUUUGUGCUUCCACAGUUGGAUUGCAGCAUGCACUCUUGGAACAGGAGUUGAUCUGUUUUGUUGCCAAAUGGAUUCCUUUUUUGGCAAGGUAGACAUUGGCAAAGCAAGAAAAGACCAGAUUUAGCGCACAGAUGGAAAAUCGGAUGGUCUAGAACGGAAGACAUCAGUUGCAACAAUUAACCUCGAUUGAAUGUUUUAAACCCAACAAAAUCCCUAUAUUUGUUUGCAGUAUACCGUGUGACUACGUGACGUGUCACGUUGGAUCGCGAGUCAAGAGCAUUCUGGGGAAAACUUUUGUCCCAUUAGAGGGCAGUAAAACGACAUUUCCCAUGGGCUACUGCGGGAUGCGGGACAAGAAGCUGCACAAGUAAUUCACCUUCAGCUCAGUUUUCUGAAAACAUUAUUUGUGUAUAGAGUUAAUUUCUUGGUCAUUAUGAACGGGAUUAUACACGGCGCACCCACUGCAACAGAGAUCACAUUGAAAAGAGGACCAGCAGGCCUAGGGUUCAACAUUGUGGGAGGUGCAGACCAGCAGUGCGUGCUGAAUGACACUGGGAUCUAUGUAGCCAAAAUUAAGGAGAAUGGAGCAGCUGCACUGGAUGGAAGACUGCAAGAGGGUGACAAGAUCCUGGAGAUUAAUGGGCAUAAGCUGGAGAACCUGUCGCACAGCGACGCGGUGGACCUCUUCCGAACGGCUGGUGAAGACGUGCGGCUCCUAGUGCUGAAGGGCAUGGCGCCCAUGAUCAGUCCCUCGAAACCCCGGCCUGACAACGAAUCAUCUGCCUUCGCCAUUGGAGUGGGUUUCGUCCUGGCAACUGCCGUGAUCGCUGCCUACGUCUGCAUACGCUUCCGACACUCUAUGUGGAAGCGUUAGUACAUAUCCCCUUUUUAUGGACAAAACAAAAGGCAGAAUAAUUUUGCUUAGGGCCAAAAAAAAGAGAAUUGAAACAAACCAAGCCAUUUUUCCUUACGUCACUGUUGUUCAUAUUAUUAUUAUUAUUAUAUAAUUAAUAAUGUUGUGAUAAUCAUAGCUGCUUAACUCAUAUUUUUUUUAAAAAAGUGUUUAUUUUACCUUGCAAAUGGUAGGAGUAAGGUUAAAGAUUUGAGAAAAUAAGACAGACAACACGUGUCCUCUUUCCAUGAAAGGUCUUUAUACAGGCUGGGUAGUUGUGUGUCUCUGGGGAAUAUUUGGAGCGGGGUCAACAGGAAAAGGGGCUCAGAAAAUCAGGACUCAGCAUUUCCACUCCAGUUUUCUGUGUCAGUUGGAGUGUGUUCUGGAACUCAGUUCGAAUUCUCCUCAGCAGAUGUGUUCCGUGGUGAGUUUUGAACUUGCAGCUUUUUGUCUGGUGUUCUGCACAGAAGCUCUUUACAUUUUGUGUUUAUUUUUGUUUCUAGUGCCGUAUUUCCCCAUGAAAAGGUGUAAAAUUAUGUGCAAACAGUCAAAAACUUUGCCCGUUGUAUUGCUUUCUGCAAGGGUCAGUGUGAACGGUUGUUUUGAAGGGGUUCAUUAGACACCUGGGUAAAGAUAAAGGGGAUUUUAACAUUAUGUAGAGAUUGGCUUAAUAGUUUCUGUGUUUUUUUUUUUUUUUUGUUUUUUUUGUGCUUGCAUUACAACUUCUAAUAUAUUAUAAAAACCUAGUUUAUACAUUUUAUUUUUUCCAACCAUAUCAGUGACAGCAGGCUUUGGAAACGAAAUACAUAUAUGUACUUGACAAGUAAAACUGAACUGAUUUCAGGCAAGUGGAAAAAAAAUUCUAAAUAUGCAUGACCGGUAAGCUGUUUGAGUCCUUGUCUUGAUCACCUGUCCUUGCUACCUGGUGAUUUGUUUGCCGAGAUGCACUCUGGGGGGGUCGGGGGGGGGGGGGGAGGGGGGCGAAGGCCUUUAACAGUCCACAGGUUUUUUUAAGUCAACACUUUGCACAACAAAUUUGCGUUGGAUUUAGGUUUCCCUGUUGGAAGGUUUUUCUCUCUCUGCAUGUAUCUAGAAAUAAGUCAUCCUGUAUAGUUUUGUCUGUUGUCAUUAAGCGAUGUCUUGAUAUGAGACGUGAUCAUAGAGUUUUUAACACUUGAUAAUAAUCAGUGUGUAUGCAAUGUGACCAGUGUAUUUUUUUGGUCAGAUUCAGGUUGAAAUUCUAUGCCUUAUGCACAAAUCACUGUUCUCAAUUUAGGUAAUUGUAGAUAAAUUCACACAAUCUGAUACUCCGUGAUUUGUCUUCCUCCAUCAAUGUGCCUGAUUGGCUUGUCAGAGUUUGUAGACAUGUGGUUGACAUCCCAAAGAAUCUAAGGAAUUACACUGGGGUUGAUGUAAUAAUAUUUUGGACAUAUCGGAGAUUAACUGUUAAAUCACGGCACUGUAAUAACUACCAUUAUUAAAGCUUGUUUGUCUGUUGAGCUUUACUGUGAAUUUCUAGCAGGAUUUUCAGUUCAAUUAAAAUGUGCAAUGAACUGUAAAAUGGUAAUCUUGAAAGUGGAGAUAGGCACAGGAUGCUGACAUGUGUUUGUAGUUUGCCCAUGCAAAUAAAAAUGGAAUGUGUGUGUGCAUGCAUGCGUGCAUAAGCACGUUAGUUGGGUUGUGAAAGGGAAUGGCAAGUUGUCACUAACAGUUGAAAUUAUAAAAUUGCAUGUGUGAAGUUGUUGAUUUUUUUCUUCUUUUUUUAAACCAUAUUUUCCACCUAAACAACUUCAAAUCUAAGUGCGGCAUUGUAAUGUUUGUCUUUAAUGUGUGUUGUCCUUGUUGGACCAUAAAGAAAGGGACAAGAAGACAUUAUCCACGGUAAUAUGCACUGUGGCUCGAUCACAUUCAAUAAAAUGAGAGCCUUAAAUUGGAAUUGUAA